Molecule: messenger RNA, 3002 nt
Organism: Bolinopsis microptera
Lineage: Eukaryota; Metazoa; Ctenophora; Tentaculata; Lobata; Bolinopsidae
Product: treacle protein-like
Exons: 9
Coding region: 44-1990 (648 amino acids)
Source: RefSeq, a predicted model, not a curated record
UUUUAGGUUACCAUGACCUGAACUGGUCAAAUAGCACCAGACAAUGGAUGAACUGGAGCGUCUCAGGGAAGCUGCCCUAGUCUCAAUGGAAGAGAAACAGCAACAGCAAGAGGUAGAUGAGUUAGCUGCACUACGCGAAGCAGCUUUAGACUCUGCACGAGAGAGGAAACUCUCUUCUGAUAUCCUUGGGAAAAGGCGCCAGGGAUCGGUGGAGGGACUGGGGAAGAGGAGAUUAGAAUCGCCCCCGUCCCAUCAUUAUGACAUCAUGAGGGGUCCAGGGGGUUACGAGUCCUACUCUGACUCUGACAAUUCCGGGAACAUGACUCCAAAAAUGUCUGCUAACGACUCCAUUAAACACACGCCACCUCGAUGUGAUCCUGUAUUUACUGUCAAGGUAACUGACAAUAUGUUACUGAAAAGAAACAACAGUCACCGUAGUAACAGUUCCCACAGUGACAUUGAUGACAAAUCCUCCCCUCCCCGACAGGACGAUAAAAUCACUGUACAACUAAGAACAAAUCCGACUAGUAGGAGUGAGAGUGAGGGAGAAACUAGUGAUAACCCAACACCAGAACCCAAGAGAGAUGAACCGAACCAUCUCAAGUCUCCUGUGGCUUUAAAUAUUCUCUCUUUAAAAGUGCCAGCAUUAGCAAACGUCUCCCCGGCCCUCAGUAAAGUUUCCUCCGUAGAGGAUUUGACCGCACCCCCACUAACCAAGAAGCAGAGGAAGAAACACAAAAAGAAGAAAUCAGGCUCCAAAACGAAGAAACUGAAGCAGAAAAUAGAGCUUGAAGAAUCCAGUUUACUGGACGAAAAAUUAACCAAAAAGACGAUAUCGGACAACCAUAAGGUCGAGAAAAAAGAAAAUGGGACAUCAGUGAGACGGGAGAAACUUAAAGCUGCUGAAGCCCGAUUAGAGAAACUUCAAACUGAGUUUAAGCAGCAGGUUAUCAGCGAUAACAUCAUUAGCAAAAUAGACAAAAAUAUUGAGCUUCUUCAAAACGCCAAGAAGACUAAACAUGACAGCAAAAGUUUGCAUCCCAUUCCAAAAAAGAUAAUAUCAGAGGAAAUAUCUUCAAGCGAGGAGGAAGAACUCCUCAAACCUGACAAGAGAAAAUCCACGUCAUCCCCCAGAAGCAGUAAGAGAGACAGAUCAAAAAAGACCAAGAACUCUAGCUCUCGACGACGUUCCAAAUCACCAUCCUCUCCAGUUGACGUGUCUGUUUCCUUAAAAUCCAAGAGAGAGUUCGAGCAAAUGAAAGCUGAACUUAACAAGAGUGGAACUAAAUCGGACAAGAAAGAAAGUUCUAAGUCGUCCCCAAGAAAAGAGAGCAAAUCCAAGAGUUCCAGAGAAUCUGCUCACCACCCUCCAAAGCGUGAUGAAAAGUCCUCCUCAAAACGAGAGUCAUCCUCAAAGAGUGAUGAGAAAGUUUCCUCAAAAAGUGAGGAUUCCGCAGUUGAGCAGAGGGUUCGACACGGGAAUGGAACAAAAGGUGGUGAAAUGGAUAUUUCAGAGAAAGAAGAACUUGAGUUACUAGGUGAACUGCCCCACAAAGCCCCAGCUCCCUUGAAAUCUUCUGCUACCAAAGAUCCAGAUGAUUUUGUUAAUGUGAUGAAAGAGGACAGCUUUUCUGACUCUGAUCAGGAGAGCGACAAAGUUAACAUCACAUCUGACAAGAAAGCGAGUGCAGAAGCAAAGCGGAAGAAAUCAAAGAAAAGUAGGAAGAAGAAAGUCAGAGAGGAGAAGACAAAGAAGAAGAAGAAACGAAAGAAACACUCUGAAAGUUCUGAAAGUGACGACAGUGAUGCUCAAGACAAGAAGAAGAAAGUUAAAAUAGAUAAAUCGGAAUUAAAUAAGAUAGUACAGUUUCUCAAACAAAGGGACGAAGCCCAAAAAUCGCAGGACCCUAAAAUUCCGUUUAAUCCCAAGAUUAUCAGUAAAGAGACAAAACCCAUUGAAAUUAAGUUAAAAUCUAAACCGAAGAGGUGAUUAGACUUUGGUUUUUUGAGCAGUUUUAUGAUAUUAAGAGAUACAAUCGCCUUUAUUUUAUAGUUUUUGUAUUGCAUAGUCCACUGAGUCCUGUCGACAUUUUGACACUUUCCAUGCGUACGAUUUCCCUGAAGCCACCCUUGUGGUUCAGCGAAUUGAGACAUACAGUGAUUGGUCCAAUUCUAAAUAUCUUACUAGUUACUGUACUCCACCCUAACCCAUGAAUAUUCAAGAUGACGUGGACUUUUUGGAGGUUUUCUUCAUAGAAAAAGUUUGAAGAAAAUGUUUUCUUCAGAAUUUCUAUGAUUAAAUCCUGUUUGUAUAUUUAUUACAUGAUAUAUUGUGAUCAGAAGUUUACAUUUAAGCUUUGAGUUUUAUUGGAAAACUGAGCGAUUUAAUUAUUUUUUAAUGAUAUUUGAUGGCUUUGGGAAAAAUGAAGAUUGAUUUUGAAUUGAUAGUGGCCAAAAUAUUUACAAUUUGGUUGCCAUUUUUGUCAGAUUGGUGUAUUCGAAAAUAUUUUGCUUCAUUUGGGUAUUUAUAUCGCUGCUCAUAUGUUUAAAGGGUACUAGUCAAGAUAGUGAAUAAAUUUUGGUAACUUUCUCGACCUGUUCUAAUAAGCGUAGAGUUAGAGUAACGGUUAGAGUUAAGGUGUAACGCAAUCUCAAGAUCGUUGUUAGUUAACAUGGUAGUUCUUGGUUAAUUAAUUAAAGAUACUUUUCCCCCCGAUCUCUAGCAUUUCUUCUGCUUUUAGGCUGCUUCCCGCUUAUUACCAGUCCAUAGUGUUUCCUCACUACUGUGGCCAAUUCUUAAUUCUAUACCAUGACUUCACCACGGCAGAACGAUUGGUUCACAUUUAUCCCCAAAACAUUAUUAUAUAGUUUGUGAUUUUAUACUAUAACAUGUUAUAAUGUUGUAUUUGACCAAGUUUUGAAUCGGUAAUUGAGAAAGAGACAGCUUUCUCAAUGUUGUGGAAUUGUGAAAAAUCUCCAACUGCACAUCUAAUUUAUGAACA